AUGGCAGACCCCCGCAAAAAGCCCAACCUCCCAGACCUCGCCAAGCGCCUGCUCGAGACGGGCCCCGUCAAGACCCUCCCGACGCCGCGGCGGAUCCGCAUCCAGCUCGGCGGGGCGUGGGUCGCGGACACGACGGCGGCCGUGUACGUGUGGGAGCACCCGUUCUACCCGUAUUACUACGUGCCCGUAGCCUCGUUUGCGGAGGGGGUGCUUGUGCCUUCCUCCUCCUCUACUACUUCUUCUACGGAGCAAGGUUCCCAUCAAGGACAGAAGAAAGGCGAAGAAGGGCAGGGCUACGAUUACAAGAUAAUGACCCUAAAAGCCAGCACCGCAAGCACCGACCGCGUCCUCCUCUUCGGCAGCAACCUAGCCGAGCGCUACGGCCCGCACACCUUACCCCUACAAUCCAUGGCGCGCGUCGAGUUCGGCGCCGCCAGUGCUUGGUUCGAGGAGGACACGCGCAUCUACGUGCACCCCAAGGACCCUUUCCGGCGCGUGGACGUGCUGCACAGCACGCGGCCGCUGAAGAUCUACAUUUCCACCAACGAAGCAGGAGGGCAGAAAGGGGAAGGGGGGAAAGAGGGAGAGAAGGGAAUAUUGGUAGCACAAACAACAACCGCCUACCACCUCCACGAGACCGGGCUCCCCGUGCGCUUCUACGUGCCCCCGACGGCAAUCCUACCAAACCCGGGCGUGCUGCGCGAGAGCCGCCGGGGCACGCGCACGGCUUGUCCUUAUAAGGGCGAGGCGGACUAUUAUGAUGUUGUUCUCGGUGGGGAUGGGAAGGGAAAGGGAAAGGGAAAGGGGUCAGAGGAGCAGAGGAGCUUCGACGAUUUGGUCUGGUACUACCGGACGCCGACGCCGGAGUGCGUGAUGGUGACGGGGUUUCUGUGCUUUUAUAAUGAGAAGGUCGAUAUUGAGCUGGAUGGGGUCAUGUUGGAGCGGCCGAAGACUGUGUUUUCGUGA
Messenger RNA from Anthostomella pinea, 966 nucleotides. Lineage: Eukaryota; Fungi; Ascomycota; Sordariomycetes; Xylariales; Xylariaceae. The record is from the annotation of a GenBank genome assembly.